AUGCAGUUAAUAUCUCCUAUAUUUUCAUUUCUGGCCUUCGCGGCCAUCUCUCACGCCCAACACCAAUGCCGAUCCACCCCCCAUGAUACGGCCUGGCCCUCCACCGAAGACUGGAAGGCCCUCAACCAGUCCAUCCAGGGCGUACUGAUCAAAGCCUCUCCAGCCGCCUCCUCCUGUUACCCUGGAAACCCUUUCAACUCCAUCGAAAAGUGCAACGAGGUAGAGCAGAGCUGGACUUACGCCUCCUACCACGCCAAAUUGCCCGAAAGCGUCGACUAUCCCAUCUGGGCCAACAAUUCCUGCCUUCCGCCUGGUUCCACAGGAUAUGUUAAGGGCAAUGGCUGUCAUAUUGGUGGAUUGCCUCAGUAUAUCGUCAAUGCCACGACUGAGGAGCAGGUUGCCACGGCUUUGGUCUGGGCGACUAAGCGGAACAUCCGUGUUGUUGUCAAGGGUACGGGGCAUGAUAUGAAUGGACGAUCGAGUGGUGCGUACGCCUUGUCCAUCUGGACGCACAACUUCAACCAUCGCGAGUACCAGGCACAUUGGCCCGUUCCCGGCAGCAAUGAAACCUCGAAGGUUUUAAUCUGCGGCAGUGGAGGUAAUUGGGGAACGGCGUAUACCGCUGCGAAUAAAUUCAAUCGGAUCGUUGUGGGAGGAGAAGACGCCAGUGUUGGGCUGGGGGGAUACAUUCAGGGAGGCGGUCAUGGUCUCUUGUCGAGCCAGUAUGGUCUGGCUGCUGAUCAGAUAUACCAGGCGACUGUCAUCACCACUCAGGGUGAACGUCUCAUUGCCAAUGCUGAGCAGAACGCGGAUCUCUUCUGGGCUGUCCGUGGUGGUGGUCCUGGUCAAUACGGAGUGGUGACGGAAUACAUCAUGAAGACAUACCCUCCCGUCGCCAAUGUGGUCACAGGUGGUCUGACAUUCCAUCCCAAGGACAAGUCCAACGCGAGUGAGAAGGCCACCUGGAAUGCACUGGCAGGUUCCGUGAGUGAGAUUCCAGAAUUGAUGGACUCUGGAAUGGCCGGGACCUUGACAGCAGCGACGGGUCUCACGGCAGUGGGCUUUCUGGGGCUCAAACAGAGCGUGCCUGGCGUUGCAACAACCCUCUCCUUGACCGGAUACAACUUGACGAUGAAGAGGAUGAAUGAGACUGUCUCAAAGGUUGCAGCCAAGAUUGCCGAGAACGAUCCCAACGGAUCCCUAGCCGUCACCCUCCAGCAGCCCAAGGUAUACCCGAGCUACUUCUCCUACAUCAGCCCCAAUGCCUCCAGCAGUGCCACCUCUGGCUCCGUGAGUCUCAUGUCCAGCCGUCUUCUCGGCCGAGCACAACUCUCUGAUCUCCCCCAGGACGAAUUGGUGUCUUACCUCCAACGCAUCAUGGUCUCCGCAUCUUCCACCUCAGGCUCGUUGCUUCUAUUCGGUUUCCAAGGCGGACCAGGCCCCGCAAAGGUCCCCGAAGAUAUGCGAGGGGCAUUGAAUCCCGUCUGGCGCACGACAUACGCGCAUGUGCUCACCACCGGCGCAUCGAUCAAUGCGACAGCCAACCCGAGUGAAUCGUUGGCGACAGCCGCGGAAUGGAUGGAGGAGAACAAAGAAGCCGUAUGGAGGGAGUGGGCGCCGAAUACGGGCGCAUACUUGAACGAAGCCAAUCCUUUCGACAGGGAAUGGAAAAAGGACUUUUAUGGGGAGACUUAUGAUCGAUUGCUGGAUAUCAAACUCAAGUAUGAUCCCAGUGAGAGUCUGUUUGUGCUCAAUGGGGUGGGCAGCGACCGAUGGGACUAUGACCUGAACAGUGGUCGUCUCUGUCGGUUGACUUGA
Messenger RNA from Aspergillus wentii DTO 134E9, 1818 nucleotides. Its product is annotated as putative isoamyl alcohol oxidase. The transcript is spliced from 2 exons. The coding region runs from base 1 to 1818 and encodes 605 amino acids. Gene Ontology annotation, molecular function: oxidoreductase activity; FAD binding. The record is from RefSeq and is a predicted model, not a curated record. NCBI's taxonomy places the organism in Eukaryota, Fungi, Ascomycota, Eurotiomycetes, Eurotiales, Aspergillaceae.